Molecule: messenger RNA, 2425 nt
Organism: Olea europaea var. sylvestris
Lineage: Eukaryota; Viridiplantae; Streptophyta; Magnoliopsida; Lamiales; Oleaceae
Product: pentatricopeptide repeat-containing protein At2g20540
Exons: 1
Coding region: 19-1731 (570 amino acids)
Biological process (GO): RNA modification
Molecular function (GO): protein binding; RNA binding
Source: RefSeq, a predicted model, not a curated record
CUUUAUGUUGGAACUCAAAUGUUACGAAGAGCGAAUUUUUUCUCAGAAAAUAUUGGAUCUUGGAAAAAGAACCUUUGCAGUAUUUGCAUCUCAAUGGCAGCAAAAGUUGGAGUCUUGACAAUCAGAGGAUUGGAAGAUAUGUUCAUACCCAUGUUAAGAAAAUGCAAUAAAAUGGAACGAUUGAAAAGAAUUCAAGCCCAAAUGGUGAAGUUUUCACUGUCACAAAGCAAUUUCUUGGCGACUAGGAUGGUAGAUAUUUGUGAUCAAAAUGGAGAAAUAGAGCAUGCAAGUCUGUUGUUCAAACAAGUUGUUGAACCAAACAUUUUCUUGUACAAUGCUAUGAUUAGAGCCUAUACACACAAUCAUAUGUAUAUAGUGACCAUCAAUGUAUAUAAGCAAAUUCUAAGUCAUAAAGGAUUUGAAGAGCCCAUAUUGCCUGAUAGAUAUACAUACCCUUUUGUUAUUAGGUCUUGUGGAGGACUUCUGAAUGUUUCUUUAGGAAGGCAAGUCCAUGGGCAUGUGUUCAAAUUUGGGUUGAAGUGUACAUAUGUUAUAGAAAAUUCAUUAUUGGAUAUGUAUGUCAAGUGUGUUGAAAUGACUAAUGCUCAUAAUGUGUUUGAGGAAAUGACUGAAAGGGAUGUGAUUUCUUGGAAUAGUCUUAUUACUGGGCACAUAAAGUUGGGUCAAAUGAGAAGAGCCAGAGCAUUGUUUGACGAGAUGCCUAAUAAGACUAUUGUUUCAUGGACAACAAUGAUUUCUGGGUACACGAAAAUUGGGUGCUAUGGCGAUGCAUUGGAUGUUUUUCGGGGAAUGCAGAUGGUGGGGAUGCAGCCUGACUGGAUCAGUUUAGUUGCUGUUUUGCCGGCUUGUGCUCAACUGGGAGCUCUAGAGCUCGGAAAAUGGAUUCAUUUUUAUGCUGAUAAAAAUGGGUUUUUGAAGAAGACUUGUGUAUGCAAUGCAUUGAUUGAAAUGUAUGCAAAAUGUGGAAGUGUGAACCAAGCUUGGCAGUUGUUUAGUCAGAUGCCAGAGAGGGAUGUUAUCUCUUGGAGUACUAUGAUUGCUGGGUUAGCAAAUCAUGGGAAGGCUCUCGACGCCAUUGAAUUGUUUCUGGCAAUGCAGAGGAAAAAAGUUGAACCAAAUGAGAUCACUUUUGUUGGCCUUUUAUCAGCUUGUGGACAUGCUGGUUUACUCGACGAGGGACUGAAAUACUUCGACUCAAUGAGAGAUGAUUAUAAUAUCGAGCCAGGAGUUGAGCAUUAUAGCUGUUUGGUCGAUCUUCUGGGGCGUACAGGACAUCUCGAUCGAGCUCUUCAACUUGUAAAGAGCAUGCCAAUGAAGCCAGACGCAGCAAUAUGGGGUUCUUUAUUGAGUUCCUGCAGAACACACCGUCGUCUCGAGAUCGCAGUUAUUGUGAUGGAAAAUCUCUUAGAGCUUGAACCAGAAGACACGGGGAACUUUGUUUUGCUUGCAAAUAUUUAUGCAGAUCUUGGAAAAUGGGAUGGUGUUUCAAGAAUGAGGAAAUUCAUUAGAAGAAAAAGCAUGAAGAAAACCCCUGGCUGCAGUUUGAUUGAGGUUAACAAUUCGGUUCAGGAAUUUGUAUCAGGUGAUGAUUCGAAGACGUUCUCCAAAGAUGUAUAUCAAAUAUUGGAGUCACUGGCUUUGGAUCAGACCACAGGAAGUGAUCUGAUUGAAACCAUGUUUGAGGAUCAAGGUUGGUUUGCAUUUCAAUAGAGUACGUUUUCAUCGUUUGCUUAGUUACAAUCAAGUUAAGCAGAACUCAUCCUUAAAACCUUAAAAUCGGACGAUAAGGGGAGGGUGCUCUAGUGGUUCUAUAAGCCCACAAGUUAAGCGCUAACUUAGCACUACAAAACAAAUAGUCUUUACAUUUUACUUCUCCUUCGAAAACUGGCGUCACAACAGCUCAUAUAUCAUCUAGAUGGCUUCACAGAAUUAGUCCAAUACUGAAAGUAACCCUUUCCAAGUCUUCACUUCUGUGGCGAGGAUCAUCUCCAGAAGGGUGAAGAUAAUGGGUUCUUUUGUCUAGGGUUCUUGUCUCUGAUCAACCAUACUGAAUAGCUCGGCCUUUGAAUAAAGUCGUGGUUAUUUAGAGCAAAGCAAGAGUUCAGACAUUUUUUUGAUGUUAGAUGGAGAAGAUAACACAGCUCAAAUUUUCUUCAACGGACAUGCCCCAACUCAGUAUAGCACUCGAGGCAAAUGGAGAACUUUCUGGUUCACUCGGAAUUAUGAUUCUUCAAAGAGGAAUUUCCUGCUGAAACUUGGAACAUAUGACAUGGGAUGGUAUUCCAGUCGAAGAAUAAAGUGCAAGUGCCUGUUUCUAGCGAAAUAGUUUUUAUUAUAAUAAGCGGUAAUGACUAGACCUCAAUCUUUUAAAGAAUUUAACAUUGGUGCCCUAUUUGGUUUUAAU